UUCAGACCUUACGGCUUACUCAAUUGGACACUCAAACUUGGUUAGCUCCGCCAUUCAUCAUCACACUUUGGUUUGUUAACUCCGCCAUUGCAUUGCAGCACACAACAUAGAUUUGUUGUCAGUCAGUAUAUAAUAUACAUAAAUCUGUCUCUUCUAUCAAUUCAACAAUGAGCUGCUCAUCAUCCUCUUUGAUUCUUCCUUCCAUUUCUUCUUCUUCCAAGUGCUUGCUUUCUAAGAAUGGGUUUCCAAGAUUUACCCAAAAUAACAUAUUGGAUAAGUCGUCUAGGGUUUAUAUGAGCAGUGUUUCUGUUGGAUCUCGAACUGCUGUAAAUGAUGCUCUGUUUGCUGAUUAUAAGCCAACCAGUGCUUUUCUCUUCCCUGGACAGGGGGCACAAGCUGUUGGAAUGGGCACAGAGGCUCAGAAGGUGCCUGCUGCAGCUGAAUUAUACAAGAGAGCAAAUGAAAUCAUGGGGUUUGACCUUUUGGAUAUAUGUAUUAAUGGUCCAAAAGAGAAGUUAGACUCCACUGUUCUAAGUCAGCCAGCUAUCUAUGUCACUAGCUUAGCUGCGGUAGAGAUACUCCGUGCUCGUGAGGGGGGUCAGGGAAUAAUUGAUUCUGUUGACGUCACAUGUGGUCUGAGCUUGGGCGAAUACACUGCUCUGGCAUUUGCAGGAGCUUUCAGUUUUGAGGAUGGGCUUAAGCUGGUUAAGCUCAGAGGAGAAGCUAUGCAGGACGCUGCUGAUGCUGCAAAAAGUGCAAUGGUUAGUAUAAUUGGACUGGAUUCUGACAAGGUUCAGAAACUGUGUGAUGCAGCUAAUGAGGAAGUUGAUGAAGCCAACAAAGUUCAGAUUGCAAAUUUCUUAUGUCCUGGAAAUUAUGCAGUCUCUGGAGGCGUUAAAGGAAUUGAAGCUGUAGAAGCCAAAGCAAAAUCGUUCAAAGCACGAAUGACGGUACGUCUAGCUGUUGCUGGAGCUUUCCACACAAGUUUUAUGAAUCCUGCUGUCUCAAGAUUAGAAGCUGCUUUGGGUGCAACAGAGAUCAGAACUCCCAGAAUACCAGUAAUAUCAAACGUUGAUGCGCAACCACAUGCAGAUCCAGACACAAUUAAGAAAAUAUUAGCUAGCCAAGUGACUUCACCAGUUCAAUGGGAGACCACAAUGAAAACUCUCCUAACAAAAGGGCUAAAGAAGAGCUUUGAAUUAGGACCUGGAAAGGUUAUUGCCGGUAUUGUCAAGAGGAUGGACAGAGCUGCUGAAAUUGAGAACAUCGGUGCCUGAGCUUUGCAUUGAGGACAUCAUUGGUGGUUAUUCUUUGAGGGACUUCGAGCUUAAGUUUUUAUAAUGUUAACGUCAUUAUAGUCUUUGUUUAAGUAGCAUAAUGAACUCGGAUUGAAAUAUAACUUUGUGAACUUCGGUAGAUAUUAAUGUGAUGAAACCAUACAUGCUCUACGCGAGUGUUAUUGUCAAAUCAGUAUUUAUGUGGUUCCUGAU
This is a messenger RNA of Lycium ferocissimum, 1490 nucleotides long. RefSeq lists its product as uncharacterized. NCBI's taxonomy places the organism in Eukaryota, Viridiplantae, Streptophyta, Magnoliopsida, Solanales, Solanaceae. Gene Ontology annotation, molecular function: [acyl-carrier-protein] S-malonyltransferase activity. The record is from RefSeq and is a predicted model, not a curated record. The coding region runs from base 168 to 1277 and encodes 369 amino acids. The transcript is spliced from 10 exons.